CGCCGCGCGCCGCCGUAGUUGGCGGAUUUUCCUUCCGUUCAUUGCGUUUUGUUAUAGUUUUCAAAAGACGGGUACCGCGUCGUCGACGAACGCGUAACAGCGUCUCCGUGCCCCCGUUGUGCUGUUUCCCAACUCGUUGUGAUGAUUUUCCGAAUAUUCCGCGUCAUUCUCAGUAGUUCGCAGUAACUACAUAUUCGUGCAAUCCUUCGAAAGGUUAAUGUUACGAAUUUCAACUCAUACUGCCAUCCGUAUAAUUAACAUACAAUGAAGUUGGCUUAAUUUCAAUGAUACAAGAGAAUGACGAAUCGCGUUAUUGGGAUGUCGAAGAUGAAUGGAGCGAGCUUAGGAUAUUCAUACCAUUUACCUUCUGGAGGUUGGAACUUCAAGAUCAGAAAUGCACUCUCUCAGUUCAGCGAUAUCUUCAGCGAAUUCAACAAGUACAUUGCGCCAGCCUACCACCAUGACCGUUGUGAAAGAUCUGUCCAAAUGCGAUUGUACUCGAUGCACAAGCGUGAAUUUGUCAUGGUUUUCGUUGCGUUCUUCGCGUGUUUUGGACUCGCUGUAUUCAUUGGCCUAGCAGGUCCACCGAUAACUUCAACCACGGAGCAAAAGGCACAUUUGAAUGGCAGCGAAAUGGCCACAGGACCAUACAUCAUGCGCACACCUGCCCUUUCUACUUACAGCCAGCAGCUUUGGGUCAUUGCAAAGUUGUCCACCUCCAACGUCGACAAUGAAAGAUACGACGAGAGUUUUCAAGUCAGCGUCUCCAUCGACGGUCAAGUGUCAGACCGUAAAGCUGUAUCCAUUUUAGCACCGGAAGCUGGCCACAACAGGACGAGGCACCUCAAGUGUGAACGCCAAUCUUGCGAGGAGUUAGUCGUGGUGCACCUCGGUUUUCUCGACUAUUCGCAUUACAUAAUCACCGUGCGUUUCCACGGGCUAGAAAGUUUUUAUCAGCGAUACAUCAUUCGUGACCUCACAUUCUAUUUCAAGAAUUACAAUCCGGCAUUCACGCAGAUUGAAAUAUGGUUCAGGUUGAUCUUUCUUCUGGCAACUUUCGUAGUGACGUGUUGGUUUGGUCAUUCACUGCGAAAAUAUCCUGUUCACGAUUGGUCCAUUGAACAGAAGUGGUUGUCCAUUCUCCUGCCACUCCUGAUUCUUUAUAACAAUCCACUUUUUCCAAUGACUUUUUUGGUGAAUUCUUGGGUGCCUGGAAUGCUCGAUGCCAUACUGCAAACAACCUUUUUGUGUGCUAUUCUCAUGUUUUGGCUCUGCGUCUACCACGGUCUACGACAGAAUGAGAGGCGACUGGCCACAUUUUAUCUACCCAAACUGCUAGUAGUCGGAAUGCUAUGGGGUGCAGCCCUAACACUUGCCAUGUGGUUACGGUGCACAGAACUUGAAGACCCUACCUACAAUUAUGUUCUAGACACUUCAAAUUACUACGGGUUCAAGGUAUUCUUCUUCACAAUUGGAGGGGUUUACGUGGCAUAUCUACUUUUGCUGAUACUACAAGCGUACAGCGAAUUGCGCUCGAUGCCUUAUUUCGAUUUAAGGUUGCGAUUCCUGACGCUUUUGGCUGGCGUUGUUGCCGGCGUCUGCACUUUGGUAACAACACGACAUUUUGGGACUGGUGUAUUUGAGGACAGCUUCGCUUCCAGACUGUCGACGUACUACAGAACUUCCGCUCAGUUUAUGGCACUUUAUGGCCUCCUCAACUUCUAUCUCUACACAAUGGCCUAUGUCUACGCACCGGCUCUACAGCAGGUGUAUGGGCAACAUUCUUCGAUAACAAAAGACAACCCAGCUUUUUCUAUGAUUAACGAAUCGGACGAAGAUGUAAUCUAUGGUUCUGAUGAGGAGAGUCGUCGGCCGUUGACUCGGCCGCCCCGAAAUACCGACGACAGUGACUGAGGUGGCAAAUUUUUCACACUUAUACCUCAAAAGAGGAAAUAGCCUUAAAAAGAAGAUGAAGGUGGUGAUGAAGGAGAAGUCAAUGAUGACACAGAAGUAGAAAAAGAGGCAAAGGAAACAGAAGAAAUAUGAAGCAGGCGUGGAGUGAGAUGUCAGAAUGAAAACGGUAUAAAGAGCAGUUUAGUUUGUUCAUGGAAAUAUUGUUGUUCGUGGUUGUCUUUUGACAUUAAUGAAGAUGUCUUUUGGCAUCGAUCUGUAUAAAUAUAUUAUAUCUUUGCUGUUUAUUAAAAACCGCUUGGGCAGCUGUUACACAGUUCGAUAAGCACUCUCUGUUGA
This is a messenger RNA of Diprion similis, 2250 nucleotides long. RefSeq names its product transmembrane protein 181. The transcript is spliced from 14 exons. The record is from RefSeq and is a predicted model, not a curated record. Lineage: Eukaryota; Metazoa; Arthropoda; Insecta; Hymenoptera; Diprionidae. Bases 298 to 1914 code for a protein of 538 amino acids. Gene Ontology annotation, molecular function: toxic substance binding.